Molecule: messenger RNA, 2199 nt
Organism: Babesia bovis T2Bo
Lineage: Eukaryota; Apicomplexa; Aconoidasida; Piroplasmida; Babesiidae
Product: Peptidase C78 family protein
Exons: 6
Coding region: 46-2127 (693 amino acids)
Source: RefSeq, a predicted model, not a curated record
AUAUUCACAACAUAUGUUGUCCAGUGGAUUCUGUCAAUAUAUACAAUGGUUCUUCAAUGCAGCUUGAGCUUGUUUUCAAGCUCCAAGGGAGAAUCUAUACAACAAAUUGCCAAGCGCUCGGCAAGAUAUCUCUACAAAAUAAACGAUACUGACGAAAGUAACAUAUGGAUAUGUUCAUUCAGAAACUGUUCUACUAGCUCUAAAUAUUCAUUGCAUAACUACUUGGAGUUCUGCGGUAUUUUAGCGCUUGGGGAAUGGGCCGAUGAAGAUAUAGUGAAAAUAGUACCGACGGAAUAUGAUAAUCGUCUCUUGCACGUUUUCAAGUGGGAUUGUGUAGACAAUAGUGACUCAUUUCUAGAUACGGUUAGCUAUUACACUUUGCAGAAUAACACAGAUUUGAAGAAGCAGUCGUUGGACGAUGUGGUCUGGGUGGAGAACGAUCUGGUAGAAAUAGAACGUCGUGGGUACACCCUUAUCGCAGCUACAUUGCUGCUCAAUGUGGCAUUGCCUUUAGAACAGGAUGUUGAACUCAACCCUGAUGUAUUAGGACGCAAACAAGUGGAUCUACUACCCAACGAAAUAAAAACAGCAUUGAUCCAAUUCAUGAACCAAAAUGUUUACGAUUUACUAAAUAUGGAUAAUGAUAAUCUGGCCGUUGACAUAACUGAUGUACCGUAUAAAAAGGAUGUCUGUAACAAUAUUGCAACUGGUUAUACUCAUCUAGGAUUUGGUACGAAUAGUGGAUAUAACAAACACGUUUUCGUCCAUGUUACAGAAGAAACAGAUGAUGUCUGUGGUGUACAAUUCGUCAUACAAACUACCUGCCUUGUGCAUGAACGGGUUACAUCAGAUGAACCAUAUAAUAUAGUAAUAGAAGCAUCUUUGGAAGCCUUGAAAUGUAGAUUUCAACAGGAUUUUGGAGUACCUAAUAUUUGCAGCUCCAUUAAUGUAUACGUGGCACCCGGCACAACAAAAUUAGAGGAUGCCGCCGAAACGGAAACUCAUAAUAAACCAAAUAAGACAAAAAGCAAUUCCAAAGGAGGAAAGAAUGCGAAAGGCAAAUCAGCAUCACAAAGAAAUAGGAAACCACUAUCCAACAAAACACCAAUCAAGGAAGAUGUUCUGGUUGAACUAAUAAAAAGUGGUGGUCCAUUUGAAAUAACAUUAGGGAAUUCUAAAAUAAAUAUUCAUUUAAAUAUGACCUUGGACAAAUCAUCAGGUCGCAUUAAUGUGACGAAGGAAUCGGGAGUUACGGGAAAUAAUGAAGAAAUCCCAGAACGGAUUGUAGUUAAUAUUGUUACCAAAGCGUUUUUACCAGAUUUGGGUUCAGUUGGUAUGAUUCCAUUUGGAGGAAUCACUACCAACUUGUUUGACUUACUAGGGUCACCCAAUGAACACGUAUUAGAUGAGGACCCAGCAACGAACCUCAAAAUGAUACUACCAGCAAAAGAGUUACUAGACCAAAGUGUACUGAUAUCGCCGCAUGAAAAUAAUGCAAUGUUUCCACAAUGGAUCAGCAACAAAACAGGAAAAGCAACACUUGUCAAAGGUUACUACCAGUAUUAUCACUACAUGCUAGGUGGCAUUAACGAUAGUGGCUGGGGAUGCUGUUACAGAUCCAUACAAAUGGUAAUCAGCUGGUACGCAUUACAGUACAGGACGCUUAAAACAGUGCCAACACAUGCAGAAAUACAAAAGUACUUAAAGGAAAAGGAUCCUUCACACGAGGAUAUGGUUAUUGGUAGCAAUAAAUGGAUAGGAACAGUGGAAGCAGGAUACUUCAUCAACUGGUACCUCAACUACGACACGAAAACCUUCUACCUGAGUGAUGUAACGGAAUUCAGAAAUUAUAACAUACUCAUCGCAAAACAUUUCGAUACCGUAGGAUCACCAAUCAUCAUGGGAGCUGGAAUGUACGCAUAUGUAAUCAUCGGAAUAUGCAUAGGCGCAACCUCCAAUGAUGUCGCUUAUCUUAUCGCCGAUCCACAUUAUGUUGGAGAUGACAACGUCAAGAAUAUACAAACUAAAGGAGCUGUGGCAUGGAAGAAGUUAGAUUUCAUUUCAAAAGCAGCAAAUGGAAGCUUCAUUAACCUUUGCUGCCCGCUCUUAGAUACAUAUGAAAAGUGAGCUUUAAUGUAACAAUAUCUAGCCCAUAACACUACAUAGUUUUAACAACACAUCCUACACAUCAAGCACUAC